Molecule: messenger RNA, 1214 nt
Organism: Harpia harpyja (harpy eagle)
Lineage: Eukaryota; Metazoa; Chordata; Aves; Accipitriformes; Accipitridae
Gene: GPR50
Product: G protein-coupled receptor 50
Exons: 2
Coding region: 1-1041 (346 amino acids)
Biological process (GO): G protein-coupled receptor signaling pathway
Cellular component (GO): membrane
Molecular function (GO): melatonin receptor activity
Source: RefSeq, a predicted model, not a curated record
AUGGAGCGAGCGGGGAGUAACGGGAGCUGCCCGGGCUGCCGGCUGGAGGAGGGUCCGUCGGUGCGGGCCGCCACCGCCCUGGCGGCCGUGCUUAUCUUCACCAUCGUGGUGGACGUGCUGGGCAACGCGCUGGUCAUCCUCUCGGUGCUGAGGAAUAAGAAGCUCCGGAACGCCGGCAACAUCUUUGUCGUCAGUUUGUCUGUCGCAGACCUUGUGGUUGCGGUUUAUCCCUACCCUCUGAUCCUGAGUGCCAUUUUCCAUAAUGGAUGGACCAUGGGAAAUGUUCAUUGCCAGAUAAGCGGGUUCCUGAUGGGCUUAAGUGUCAUCGGGUCCAUUUUCAACAUCACGGCGAUUGCAAUCAACCGCUACUGCUACAUCUGCCACAGCCUUCGGUAUGACAAGCUCUUCAACCUGAAGAACACCUGCUGCUAUCUUUGCCUGACCUGGAUACUCACAGUGGUGGCAAUUGUGCCAAACUUCUUCGUUGGCUCCUUGCAGUACGACCCCCGGAUUUACUCCUGCACCUUUGCCCAGACGGUGAGUACAUCAUACACCAUCACAGUGGUGGUGGUUCACUUUAUUGUCCCACUGUCCAUCGUGACAUUUUGCUACCUACGGAUCUGGAUUUUGGUGAUUCAAGUCAAACAGCGGGUGAGACAAGACUGCAAGCAGAAGCUCAGAGCAGCUGACAUUCGGAAUUUCUUGACUAUGUUUGUGGUUUUUGUCCUUUUUGCUGUGUGCUGGGGACCGUUAAACUUUAUUGGCCUUGCUGUUUCAAUUAAUCCUUCAAAAGUGCAGCCACACAUUCCAGAAUGGCUUUUUGUCCUGAGCUAUUUUAUGGCCUAUUUUAACAGCUGCCUCAAUGCUGUGAUCUAUGGGCUUCUUAACCAGAAUUUCCGGAAGGAGUACAAAAAGAUACUGCUGACACUCCGGACUCCCAGGCUGCUGUUCAUCGAUGUGUCCAAGGGUGGGACAGAAGGGAUGAAAAGCAAGCCAUCCCCAGCUGUAACAAACAACAACCAAGCUGAAAUACACUUAUGAGUCAGAACAGUACUAUUUAUUCUGGAUUACAGUUGUAUAUAUAAUAUAUAAGAGCCUUUCUAUGUGUGCAUUUCACAGCUGGUGUUGCUGGGCCCCUCACUGAAGGAAGGAAUCUGCUUCUCACGCAAGGAAGGAGUCUGCUACCUUUCAUGCUUAGCUUAUGGCUGCGACAU